Messenger RNA from Trichoplax adhaerens, 936 nucleotides. RefSeq lists its product as uncharacterized. The coding region runs from base 1 to 936 and encodes 311 amino acids. The transcript has 3 exons. NCBI's taxonomy places the organism in Eukaryota, Metazoa, Placozoa, Uniplacotomia, Trichoplacea, Trichoplacidae. The record is from RefSeq and is a predicted model, not a curated record.
AUGGAAUAUGAUUACGAGUUUGAUGCUCCUCAGUGGGCUGAUCUUAAUGAUUGGAAGGAGGAAGAUGAUUUGGACACUUCCGAAUGGUUUUCUAUAGCACAUCCAUCACACGAAAAGCCUCAAUCACCAGAAAGCAAAAACAACAAGAGCAAAAAGGGGAAGCGGCGCAGUAUUUAUUGCCACAGUCCAAUAAGUCGAUUAGUUUUAAAGCAAAAACAGAAAAUGAAUAGAUUUACUGUCACAAAUAGAAUGGAAAAAAAUCAACGACUGUUGACAGAAAUAGCAUCUGAACAAAGUUGUCAAGCAGCAACGUUAAAAUCUAAUUCUAUACUUACCGACAAGUUACUUCAACAGCAAGAUCACGUAACUACCACCGAUAACAUGGAAAAGCCAGUUCAUCCUGUGCUGUCGGAUUCUACUACACCACGUCGAUCACCUUUCUUAGCAAAGAAAUUGAAUUCUUUAGAAAUCGAUGCCUCCUCCACGAAUUCACCGCCAGCUAGAGUAGUCAAGCCGAGUCUUACUUUCAAAAAAAGCGAUACUCAAGGCAAUUCUCCUUUAACAGCUAAACAAGCUAGCAUUUAUAAAAAGGAAUCUCGUCGAUCUACACGCUUUAACAUCUUUUCUACCUGUAAAUCGUCACCCCUUUCUAGCGUGCGAAUGUCUAAUUGUGAAAAAGCAUCUGUACCUACAAUGGCCUUGAGAUCAAAAUGCGUUAGCACUAAAGGAAAUGUUAAAAAUGCCGAUUUAAGAUCCUCAAUAAAGAAAACGAGUAUAUCUAAGUCUACUGAUAAGCCUUCCAAAAGUAUUUCUACGAAACCAAGGAGAUCGGUAACCAUUGAAAAUGACCCUGAUCUGAUUAAGCUUAUCAGGAAGCAUAAUGCCAAGGUAGCAGCUACCAAAUACAAAUAUGAUAUCAAUGGCAGAAGACUAUAG